AUGACGACACGGAUGGAUGCACGAGCAAGUGGAGACGAACAGGUGCUAGGUCAACGUCUCGAUCAAGUUCGUGAGCUAGAGCAUCAUCACAGAAGUGUGCUAUCUCGCUAUCCCUCGGCGCAGUUCUUGUUGCCGAACCCACAUGACGAUCACCCAAGCCGAGACCCUUGGCAGCGUCGAGUUCACGGAGCAGACACACUGCUCGUGUCUCUCGAAGCGCCGGAUCCCGCUCGCUUGCGAAACGAUGCUCGCAGGGUCUAUGCGGAGAUCUUGGAGGAAGAGGAGUACUUGCUCGACGACCUCCCGGAGGAGACGUCAUUUGAGCACAACUCUUCUGCGUGGAUAAUCACCUUUCUUGGCAAACUGCGAGUCAUUGAUGCCGUGGCUGGAAUAAAGGACAUAAACAGAAGCGUACCUGCAGGAGGACACGCAACUCACACUGUGGUGACUCAUCGCCAAACGGCACUUCGUCUUUUGGUCGCCAUUCAUGCCACUACCUUUGAAACACACCCGACAUUCCAUCGUCUCCUACCUUUUGCUGAUGACGAGACGAUCAGCAAGCGUGCCUGGGAACGUCAGCUAUAUGUAAUUCGAUCUCUUCUUCGUCUCGUGGAGCGAUGCGAUCGAACGGGGUCGCACAAUUUCAUUCUCGGCUACUAUGUGGAUACAUUACGAUGGCACCCAGCAUUGCGUGACGCAUUACCCGACCCAGCUGAAGAAGAUAAGGCGCUCGAUGAGUGGGCCAGGGUCGUCCUCGCUGCAGUGCAUAGUAUAAUGACAGCCGACUGA
This is a messenger RNA of Symbiodinium sp. CCMP2592, 789 nucleotides long. NCBI's taxonomy places the organism in Eukaryota, Dinophyceae, Suessiales, Symbiodiniaceae. The record is from the annotation of a GenBank genome assembly.